Verticillium alfalfae VaMs.102 is the source of this 981-nucleotide messenger RNA. RefSeq names its product RNA binding domain-containing protein. Gene Ontology annotation, cellular component: nucleus. The coding region runs from base 1 to 981 and encodes 326 amino acids. The record is from RefSeq and is a predicted model, not a curated record. Gene Ontology annotation, biological process: mRNA export from nucleus. The transcript is spliced from 5 exons. NCBI's taxonomy places the organism in Eukaryota, Fungi, Ascomycota, Sordariomycetes, Glomerellales, Plectosphaerellaceae. Gene Ontology annotation, molecular function: mRNA binding.
AUGUCGGCCAACAUGGAUCGCAGCUUGGACGAGAUCCUUGCGGAGAAGAAGAGCGAUCAACCUCGCAACCGCCGACGAGGUGGCGGAGGCGGUCACCGCGAUGGCGGCCGAGAUGGCGGCCGAGAUGGUGGCCGGGAUGGCGGUCGUGACAGCGGUCGUGAUGGAGGUGGCCGGUCCUACAGGCGCGACGAGCGUUACGACUACCCUCGUGACGGUGUCAAAAAGUCUUACCGCGACGACUCGCGCCACCUUGACAGCGAAUGGGUUCAUGACCGUUACGAAGAAGACUACAAAGCGAAGGGCUUGUUCAAUAGGAUCGGGCCUGUCGUCAGGCUGAAUCUUCGCUACGACCGCGCGGGUCGAUCUGAGGGCGUUGCAUAUGUCACUUAUGAGCACCCUGACGAUGCCCGGCAGGCGAUUCGGGAGUUCGAUGGUGCCAACGCCAAAUGGUUCGUCCAUGGCUCGCAACUCAUUGGCGUAACGACAUGGACGACUGACAACUUCACAGGCCAACCGAUCCGACUCUCAAUUGUGCCCAACGGACGUGACUCGCGCCUUCGUGGCGGACGCAACCCCUUCGACACUGCCGUGAUGCCGGGCCGUCCCCUCGCUGACCGCAUCUCAGUGCCGUACGGUCGGUCCCGAUCUCUCUCGCCGUCCCGCAACCAGGACCUCGAUGACGCUGUUACUAAGGGCAUUGAUCGCUAUGUUCCUGGCAGGCGCUCCCGUAGCCCUAUGCCCAGACGACGCGGCGGCGGCGGUGGACGCCGUCCCGGUGCUCGCAGAGAGGAGGGUAGAGACCAGCAGGGAAGCCGCGGUCCCGAACGCACAAGGGGCGGCCGGCCCAAGAAGACGGCAGAGGAGCUCGACGACGAGAUGGCGGAUUACUUUGGCGGGGGCUCAGCUGGCCCUGCCGAGACUGGUGCUGCUGAGAAGACGGCCGCUCCUGCUGCUGUUGAUGAUAUGGAUAUGAUUGAGUGA